Molecule: messenger RNA, 4658 nt
Organism: Momordica charantia (bitter melon)
Lineage: Eukaryota; Viridiplantae; Streptophyta; Magnoliopsida; Cucurbitales; Cucurbitaceae
Product: DNA polymerase V family
Biological process (GO): regulation of DNA-templated transcription
Cellular component (GO): nucleolus
Molecular function (GO): DNA binding; transcription factor binding
Source: RefSeq, a predicted model, not a curated record
AAUUUUCUUCUUUCUUCUUCUUCUUCUUCUUCUUCUUUCUUUCUUCUUCUUCCUUCUUCUUCUACUUCUGCCGUUUCUUCUUCUUUCUUCUUCUUCUGCCGCUUUGAGAACGUACGAAAGUAUCAAGAUAGUUCUUUUGCACAAUGGGUAGUAAAAAGAGAAGCUCUAACUCAACAGAUGGAAUGGAGAUCCAGUUAGAUACAUUAAUGGGUGACAAUAGUGCUGUUUCAAAAUCCUUAAAGAAAAAAUUGAAGAAGGAUAAGCAGGAAGAUGGGGAUGUUAAUACCCCCUCUUCUACCACUCCUGAUUCUGAGAAACCCAUGGAGAGAAAAAAGAAAAGAAAAACAUUCGACAAAGAGAGAAAGCGAGCUAUUUUGGAAAGUGGAGAGUCCAAGGAAAAACAAAUUAGUGUUAACUGUAAAGCUGAUGAGACUAAGCCGUCUUCUGUGUCUGUUUCAAGCAGUGGUCUCCCUGAAUUUCAUAUUAGUGUUUUCAAGGACUUGGCAUCUGCUGACAUUUUUGUGAGAGAAUCAGCUGCAGAAGCUUUGGCAACUGAGCUGCUAAAGGUUCAAGAAGCAUAUGACAAAAUCGAAAAUAAGGAUUUGGUUGAGGGUGGGUUAAAACUGGAAGCUGAGAAGGAUGAUGGCUUGGAUAAUUGUGCACCAUCUGUUAGGUAUGCUGUACGUAGACUGAUUCGAGGCAUGUCUUCUUCAAGAGAGUGUGCUAGACAGGGUUUUGCCUUAGGAUUUACUGCAUUGAUAGGCACACAGUCCAACGUCAAGGUGGACUCAUUGCUGAAACUUAUAGUUAAUAUGUUAGAGGUUUCUUCAUCGAUGAAGGGCCAGGAAGCGAGGGACUGUCUUUUGGGUCGCUUGUUUGCUUAUGGUGCUCUUGUCCACUCGGGAAGACUAGCUGAAAAAUGCUCUUCUGAUAUAAACAGUUCACAUGUUAAGGAGAUCACCGGUGUUCUUAUAUCUCUUGCAGCUAAAAAACGUUAUCUGCAAGAGCCCGCUGUUUCAAUUAUUGUACAAUUGAUAGAAAAGAUGACACCUGAGGUGGUGUUGAAUAACGUGCUUGAAGCUCCAGGAAUUCGAGAGUGGUUUGAAGCAGCUACUGAAGUUGGGAACCCAGAUGCAUUGCUGUUGGCUUUAAAAUUACGAGAAAAGAUUUCUGCUGAUUGUCCAUCAUUGGUUAAGCUUCUACCAAAUCCAUUCAGUCCUAGCAGAUUUUUUGCUGUUGAUCAUUUGUCAUCCCUCGCCAACUGUCUGAAGGAGUCUACUUUUUGCCAGCCAAGAAUUCACAGCAUAUGGCCUGUUCUGCUAAACAUUCUGUUGCCAGAUUCAGUUUUGCAAACUCAAGAUGCAUCAUCAAUUUCAACCUCUUUGAAGAAGCAUAAAAAGAAUCGUAAAAGUGGCUCUUCUGAAGAGGAAAUUUUGAUAAAUUUCCAAAAUUUUUUUGAAGUUGUAGUUGAAGGAUCACUUCUGCUAUCAUCUCACGACCGCAAGCACUUGGUGUUUGAUGUUCUACUGCUUCUCCUGCCAAGACUGCCAGCAAAUUUUGUGCCUGCUAUGCUGUCAUAUAAAGUAGUUCAGUGUCUGAUGGACAUACUUUCAACUAAGGAUUCUUGGUUGUAUAAGGUUGUGCAGAAUUUUCUGAAAGAAUUAUCUGAAUGGGCACUGCAUGAUGAUGUCAGAAAAGUUGCUGUGAUUGUGGCGUUACAGAAGCACAGUAAUGGAAAGUUUGAUUGCAUUACACGAACAAAAGCAGUCCAAAAUUUGAUGUCCGAGUUCAAAACAGAAACGGGUUGCAUUCUGUUUAUUCAGAACUUGAUGAACAUAUUUGUGGAUGAAAGUCGAACAUCAGAAGAACCUUCAGAUCAAAGUCAAACAACUGAUGACAACUCAGAGGUUGGUUCUGUUGAGGAUAAAGACUCUAUUGGAACAAUGGGGAACUCUGAUUUUUUGAGAACUUGGAUUAUAGAAUCUCUACCAUGUAUGUUGAAACACUUGAAGCUGGAACCUGAGGCAAAAUUCCGGGUGCAGAAAGAAGUUUUGAAGUUUCUAGCUGUUCAGGGAUUGUUCACUGCAUCUCUUGGCACAGAAGUGACAUCUUUUGAAUUGCAGGAGAAAUUUAAGUGGCCAAAAGCUCCCACAUCUAGUGCUCUUUGCAUGAUGUGUAUUGAACAACUGCAGCUGUUACUGGCAAAUGCUCAGAAGGGAGAGGGAUCUCAUGGUUUGGGUAAUGGUCUUGAGCCAAAUGAUCUUGGUUCUUAUUUUAUGAGGUUUCUUGGUACUUUGCGCAACAUUCCUUCGGUUUCUCUUUUUCGUCGCCUAAGUAAUGAGGAUGAAGACGCAUUAAAAAAACUGCAAGAGAUGGAAACCAGGUUAUGGAGAGAGGAAAGGAAUUACGGGUUAAGUGCCGAUGCAAACAAAUUACAUGCACUAAGGUACUUGCUCAUCCAGUUGCUUUUGCAAGUGCUCCUUCGACCAGAGGAAUUUACUGAGGCUGCAACGGAACUAAUUAUAUGUUGUAAGAAGGCCUUUUCUUCUGCUGAUCUACUUGGCUCGUCUGGAGAUGAUGAGGUAGAUGGUGAUGGAACACCCCAGUUAAUGGAUGUUCUUGUUGACACAUUGCUUUCAUUGCUGCCACAAUCUUCAGCACCCAUGAGGUCUGCUAUUGAGCAGGUUUUCAAGUAUUUCUGUGGUGAUAUCACUGAUGAUGGGCUGAUAAGAAUGUUAAGGGUUGUUAAGAAAAAUCUGAAACCCUCUAGACAUCACAAUGCAGAGGAUGAAGAUGAUGAGGAUGAAGAUUUUCUUGAUGUUGAAGAAGAUGAGGAAAUUAAUCAAGCUGAAGCUGGUGGUGACUCAGGUGAUAGUGAUGAACAUACAGAUGAAUCUGAAGCCAUUGAUAGAGUUGGAGAAGUAGGCCAAGAACUUUCUGACAGUUCUGAUGAUUCUGAAUCUGAUGGAGGAAUGGAUGAUGAUGCAAUGUUCCGAAUGGAUUCUUAUCUCGCCCAAAUUUUCAAAGAGCGAAAAAGUCAGGCUGGGAGUGAAACUGCCCAAUCACAGCUUAUGCUAUUCAAGCUUCGCGUUCUGUCACUUCUGGAAAUUUACUUGCAUGAAAACUCAGGUAAGCCACAGGUUUUGUUAGUGCUCUCAAAUCUGGCUCAAGCGUUAGUUAGCCCACAUACAACAGAAGGUAGCGAACAGUUGGAACAGCGGAUAUGGGGAAUUUUGCAAAAGAAGAUUUUCAAAGCAAAAGACUACCCAAAGGGAGAAGCCGUUCAAAUGUCAAUGCUUGAAAAUUUGCUGGAGAAGAACCUAAAGUUGGCAUCAAAACCAUUUAAGAGAAAGAAAUCUGCUGCAAACUUAUCGAAAAAGAAGCAGUCGGUAUCACGGAAUCAUCACAAGAUGAUCACUUCCCUGGGUCAGAAUUCAUCAUUUUGGAUUCUUAAGAUUAUUGAUGCUAAAAAAUUGUCCAAGCCAGAACUACAGAAAGUGUUCGAUAUUUUUGAUAGAGUUUUGGUGGAUUAUUUUCAUAGUAAAAAGUCUCAGAUUAAGGCCGAAUUUUUGAAAGAGAUAAUUAGAAGAAGGUCAUGGGUUGGGCAUCAUCUGUAUGGUUAUCUUCUGGAGAGAUGCAUUGAUACAAAUUCAGAGUUUCGGCGAAUUGAAGCGCUAGAUCUAGUAAUCGAGACAAUAAAAUCAUCAAUUUCUUCUGAAAAUGGACAGCAUGUGGCAAAGGAAUUGAUGGAGAACUUUAUGCAUGAACUAUGCAAUUUGAUAGAGGAGUUAUUGACAAAUAUGCCAGAAAAGCAGGCACGGCGAGCUGAUGUACGAAAGUUUUGUGGCAAGAUUUUCCAAUUCGUAUCCUCUCUUAACAUUAACAAGUCUUUUGUUACAAGCUUAGCUCCCGAAGCUCUUGCUGUAUGUGAAUCUCAACUUGGCGAGCAGUUCAGUAAAUUGAAGCAUUGUGAAUGAUAGCGUAGUAAGGCUAAAACUGAAGGUUUUUCACCCUCAUUUAUGCUCUAUUCUUGUGAACUUUCAUCCAGUCCUAGACCAGAGAAGAAUAGCAAGUUUCUGGUGAAUCCACUUAUUUGGGCUUCAAAAUGAAGCAAAAUUUUCACAUGCAGUUUGAUGGAUGGAGGAAAGAUUUAGUUGAACUCUGUCCUUCGAAUGAAGGUUCAGAAUUCUGCUUCCAGGAAAAGUUUUUUAGGGGUUUACUCAAACAACCUUCUACCGGUUAUGACCUGACGCAGGCGUUUACUGGUUUUCCCCAGAUGGUUGUGGUAUCAUUCUCUCUUAUUUUUAAACACAGUGAUAAACACAUAGAAUAUCUUAUCUAGUUACGAACUUAAUGUUGAAAAAUUUUGAUCAAAUCUUGGGCAAGUUGUACGCUUCAUUGGUUAAAAAUUUCUGUAUUUUAGUAUAGAAAGAAUGAUUAGGCUGAUAAUUUUUGAUGUCCUGUUUUUCUGCAUUGUUUCUUUGCAUUUGGCAGAUAGGCAAAACAGUACAAGCAAGAAAUUAGUUACUCUGAAGUUUUGGAUAAUAUAUUGUCUUUAUAUAGAUUGAUUUUUUGUAGCUGAAGUAUUAUAGGUUUAUUGGCAAUGGGAAGCAACUCAGAUUGGCUAACUGCCAAAGCUGUGGAGCUUAUCUUUUCAA